Molecule: messenger RNA, 1509 nt
Organism: Kwoniella shivajii
Lineage: Eukaryota; Fungi; Basidiomycota; Tremellomycetes; Tremellales; Cryptococcaceae
Exons: 9
Coding region: 1-1509 (502 amino acids)
Biological process (GO): transmembrane transport
Molecular function (GO): transmembrane transporter activity
Source: RefSeq, a predicted model, not a curated record
AUGGCUGAACUUGACACAGCUCCUCCCAAUACUCGAGCGGGCGGCAAUGACGAUGCACUUCGUAUCAAAAACAUCGGGCAUGAACGUGUCGAUGGUGCAGAUGAAAUCGACAUGGUAGCAUACCAUAAUGAUGUACCCAGAUGGAAAAGGAUCCAUCAGCACAGUCUUACUCAAAUGUUGUUGAUGAGUGUUCAAGCAUUUUGCGGUCCUGCUAUGGGCGACGCUUUAGCAGGCUUAGGUGGAGGAGGACUGGCAACACCCCAAACUUCGAAUACCGCUACUGCCAUCAGUUACACGUGUUUAGCUAUCACUUGUUUCAUUGGAGGUCCGCUUGUGAACCGAAUUGGUACGAAAUGGGCUCUCGUUUUCGGAGCUAUGUCCUUCCCUAUGCGCGGUGCCUCGUACUAUUGUAACAGUAAAUUCGGUAAUCAGUGGUUUCUGAUUUUGGCUGCCUUCAUUACUGGAACCGGGAGUGGGUGUUGGUACGUAGCCGAAUCUGGAACCAUUAUGACUAUAGCUCCUAGUGGAGCUAGAGGAAAGUAUCUCGCACUCUGGAUCGUCUCGCGAAAUCUUGGUCAACUCAUUGGUGGAGCCAUCAACCUAUCCAAAAACCAUACUGCCGGUCAGACAGGAGGCGUGACGCCAGAUACAUACAAUCCGUUCAUGAUUAUCGAAAGCCUUGCCUUCCCUUUUGCUUGGCUCAUUACUCCUCUACAUAAUGUUGUCAGGUCAGACGGCACCAGAGUCCGUGUUGCCAAGCGUUUGCCCGCCAGGGACGAGUUCAAAUUGAUCAAGGUCACUUUCACAUCCAAACUCAUCCUUCUAUCCAUCGUGUGGGCAGUCUGGUCCUUCUUUUAUUCUGGAACAUGGUCUACUUACCUCGCUACCUACUUUUCCGUUCGAGCCCGAGCUCUUUCUUCUCUUAUUUCCCCAUUCUUCUGCAUCGUUGGCUGUUUCGGUCUUGGAUUCAUACUUGACAUGAAAGGAGUCACUCAGCGACGAACAGCUCAGAUAGGGUUAUUCACCGUUUUGAUCCUCAAUACAGCAGUCUACGUUUGGACUAUUAUCAUGCAGACCAAAUUCAACAAGAGUAAUCCUGGCAAGAUCGAUUGGGCUGAUUCCUUAUACCCUUCUGCGUUUCUACCGUAUUUCUUCGUUCAAACUACUGGUCCAUUAUCUCAAUCUUACAUGUACUGGCUGUUAUCUUCUUUCGCAACAGAUGCUCAAACGAAUGUCAGGAAUGGUGCCGCUUUCAGAUGUUUAGAAGCUGUGGGUCAAGCUAUCUCAUACGGCAUGAAUACGAAGAUCAAAACUAGUCCCUUGAUCGGGUUCUGCGUCACUUUUGCUCUAAUGGGCUUGACUGUCGUCCCUACAACUAUAUUGGUUAAUUCGACUCCGGAUCAGAUUCCGGCGGACAUUCUCGAUGCCGAAGAACGGGUACAGGAGGAUCAUGUUGAUGAGAAGGAGCGUGGGGAAGAGGAUGUUGCUGUUCAAGUCCAAAGAGUUUGA